This is a messenger RNA of Cajanus cajan (pigeon pea), 1167 nucleotides long. Its product is annotated as molybdopterin biosynthesis MoaE family protein. Gene Ontology annotation, molecular function: molybdopterin synthase activity. Gene Ontology annotation, biological process: Mo-molybdopterin cofactor biosynthetic process. The record is from RefSeq and is a predicted model, not a curated record. Gene Ontology annotation, cellular component: molybdopterin synthase complex; cytosol. Lineage: Eukaryota; Viridiplantae; Streptophyta; Magnoliopsida; Fabales; Fabaceae.
UAUUGAAGUCUAAAAAUUAUAUAGCUGAUAAGGGUGUGAUAUGGUUGGAAGCCAUCACCGUUAAUCCGUCCCUCUCAUCGGUCAACACAAUAUUUUCUCUGCUAAACGCACUGUCUAACCGCCACCGAUUUAUAGGUCUUUGAUGUUGACAUUAUAAGCUGGAGAUAUUGCACAAGCUUCACCAUUUUCUUGGGCAAUUAUGAGAAGCUGUAAUCAAUCUGAAGGAUGAACCCUGGACUAGUUAGUCUACUUUGAUUUUCUAAGGAAGAAAGGGUUUUAAUAACAUUAGAUUUUUGUUCAUAGUCAUAUUUUCUGAUUUCCGGUAGAAAAUGGCUGCUGAAGAUGAUAAGAAUCUUGUUGAAAUUUUGGAAAACCUGAACCCGGUAGAUGUUGCUAAAUACAUGAAUUUUGUCAGUGCCCCCCAAGCUGGUGCUAUAGCUACAUUUUCAGGCACAACACGUGACAGCUUUGAAGGAAAAACAGUCUUGGAGCUGAGAUAUGAAGCUUAUGUUCCAAUGGCAAUACGCUGCAUCAAGUCAAUCUGUUCAUCUGCAAGAGCAUCCUGGAAUCUACAUUCCAUUGCUGUUGCUCAUCGUCUAGGCACAGUGCCGGUGGGUGAAACAAGUGUCUUUGUCGCAGUCUCAUCCGUCCACAGGGCUGAUGCACUAGAGGCUUGUAGAUUUCUGAUAGAUGAGGUAAAAGCAACAGUUCCUAUUUGGAAAAAGGAGGUCUAUUCAAAUGGGGAGGUUUGGAAGGAGAACAAUGAGUUCCUAGAGAGGAGGUUCGAGCUUGGAAACAAAGAUGUAAAUUGUUGUGGAAAAAAGGCAGAAACUAAAGAGCACAUUAAAAAGCCCUGCUGUGGGACUAAGGUCAGGGUUGAUGAUGAAGGUAGCUAAGGCUAAUAUCAAUGUUGAGAAUCAAAUAUACAAGAGGGUAAUUAAAUAAUUGUAGCUUGAAGAAUGUCUCUGUUCCUCCCUUCCGUUUUGCUCAAUCUGUUGAUUGUAUUUAAACUUUGAAGGUAAUAAGUUUUCUUAUCAAUAAUUGAGAUAGAUAGGUCACUGAGAUAUCUCAUUCUGUCAUUUUGUUAGUUUAUUGUGAACAACUGUGACGAUGAAAGCAAGCAUUUGAUAGUAAAUGAUUAAUUCCAACUCAUAAUGAGUUCAAUGA